Molecule: messenger RNA, 497 nt
Organism: Mycena citricolor
Lineage: Eukaryota; Fungi; Basidiomycota; Agaricomycetes; Agaricales; Mycenaceae
Source: the annotation of a GenBank genome assembly
CUGUGGAGGCCGGGAACAGCAUGCUGAUUCGUAGGUUCGGAUCAAGCCUGACCAUCAUUAUUUGUACUGAUCAUCGUGAUGAUGAUCAUGUUGGGGCCACAACAAUUGGACAGGCUUGAGCCAAACUGUCGAAAAACAGGGACCUGGAUAAUCGACCUAGCGGACACAAACACGCUCCGAUUGCCCAACACAUCAGACCGAAGUCAAAGUAUUUAAGUACCUGCACCACCCUGUACACUCUGGUCUGCUCUAAAUCUUUUCAAGUGUCAAUAAAUGAGCAGUAAGUUGUGCUUUGUACCUUAGGAAGGAAGUUCCUGAACGGGGUCAUUUCUUGACCAAAACUGGUGAUGUUGGGUUCUAGAAGCAAGGGAACAUGUCUGGGACUCCAUCUGCCAACUCCACACUUCAUCUGGAAUGCGAACACAGGGAAUGUAACCGUCUUAUUGAUCACUAACGCGUCUGGUCACACAUGUGACAUUGGUGACCGUCAGUGAGUG